Molecule: messenger RNA, 225 nt
Organism: Linum trigynum
Lineage: Eukaryota; Viridiplantae; Streptophyta; Magnoliopsida; Malpighiales; Linaceae
Source: the annotation of a GenBank genome assembly
AUGAGAGCAUCGCCGAGGAGGAGGCCAGACCUCCGCAACUACGCGAGCUUCUCGAAGGCCACCAGGAGACAAGAGUGUUGUCGAAAAGGAGAGCUUGCGCGAGCUACCCUCUCCACCGACGUGACAAACUUGAAGAUGGGGCUAGUUGAGAUACAAAUCAAACAAGCAGCGACAAAUGCGAUAGUGAAGUCUUUGCAAGAGGAGUUGCGUAGAGGGUUCCUAUGA